AUGAAUGGCAAAAAGGUCUCUGAAAUUAUUCAAUUUUUGGUUACAUAUAGAAAAAGGAGCAUGAGAAUAUUUGGGGAUGGGCUUGACCUUAGAGCUCCAAUUCAGCCACUAUUCCCAGCCAAAGUUGAAAAUAUUUCUGGAACAGAGAAUUCUGCAUCCAAGUUAAAUUCAGAGUCAGAAACUAUUACAACCGACACUGCUGAAGUGUUAAAUGAGCUUGCAGGAAUGCAUUAUGAGUGGGCGUUAGACAACUAUGCAAAGAUGAGAACUAGAGAUCAUCAAGAACAGCAAAGCAAAUACCCAACCUUCAAAAAUGAAGAAAUUGCAGCUCCCAGCCCAUAUUUGAGUUAUUUAUCAAGUCAAUAUGAUGGAAUUGAUAGCCCAAUUGUAGGUGAGAUACUUGAAGAUAAGCACGGAUACAUUGUAAUGGAGUGUAUAUUAUUACUACUUAACCAGAACAACUCUAUUGAGUAUGGAAAAGAACAUUUUAAGAAGUAUUCUAGUGUAAUGCUUCUUUUAAGUGACAUUCUUAGAGCUAUGAAAAGACAAAAGUCUUUACAUUGUGAUACAAUGGACUUCCACGUACUCGUAGACAUUUUAUUCAGAGAAAUGGUUAUCAUGAGAGACUCAGGGUUUGCACUGUUCGAGUACGUUUCAUGCCUAAAUAUAGUUAUCAAAUGUAUCGCCUCAACAAAAGAAAAGUACAGAUGGGGAGAGGCAACAUCUCUUCUUUCCGUCACAGAAUCUCUCAUUGAAGGCUUUGGGGUUGCAUCUCAAUAA
This is a messenger RNA of Cryptosporidium ubiquitum, 780 nucleotides long. RefSeq lists its product as uncharacterized. NCBI's taxonomy places the organism in Eukaryota, Apicomplexa, Conoidasida, Eucoccidiorida, Cryptosporidiidae. The record is from RefSeq and is a predicted model, not a curated record. The transcript has a single exon. Bases 1 to 780 code for a protein of 259 amino acids.